Messenger RNA from Argiope bruennichi, 2451 nucleotides. RefSeq lists its product as uncharacterized. NCBI's taxonomy places the organism in Eukaryota, Metazoa, Arthropoda, Arachnida, Araneae, Araneidae. Bases 1 to 2451 code for a protein of 816 amino acids. The record is from RefSeq and is a predicted model, not a curated record. The transcript has a single exon. Gene Ontology annotation, biological process: DNA integration. Gene Ontology annotation, molecular function: nucleic acid binding.
AUGCAACUGCACAAAUGGCAUAGUAAUUGUGAAGACUUAGUAUCAAGUAGUGAAGAAACCUAUAAUUUUACACAUUCCGAGGAAACACAAGUUUUAGGAGUUUCUUGGAAUACCAAAAAGGACAGCCUUUACUUUAAAGUCGAUUUCAAGCCGCCUCAAGGGAAAGACUGUCGAGUCACAAAACGCUGCGUUUUAUCUACUAUAGCAAGACUAUUCGAUCCUCUUGGAUUACUAGGACCUGUAGUGACGAAGGCAAAAAUAUUUUUACAGCAAUUAUGGUCUUUAAAGCUGGAUUGGCAUCAGGUACUGCCUGAGAAACAAACUAAAGAGUGGUCAAAUUUCGUUGAAUCAUUACAAAGUGUUAGUAGCAUGAAAUUUGAAAGAUGUAUACUUACUGAGGGAGCUGAAGUGAUAGAAAUCCAUGGGUUCGCUGACGCAUCAGAAGCCGCUUAUGGUGCAGUUAUCUACUGUAAGUGUAUUAAAGAUGGUCACGCAUCAAUUAAAUUGAUUGCCAGUAAAUCGAGAGUGUCUCCGUUAAAAAGAGUUACCAUCCCAAGAUUGGAACUUUGCGCUUCAGUGCUUCUAGCCAAGUUAGUGAAAAAGGUGAUACAUGCUCUCAAAUUACCAAUAUCCCGCACCUAUCUAUGGAGUGACAGCAUGAUUGUUCUUUCAUGGAUUCGCAAAGAACCAUUUCUUCUUAAGACCUUUGUUGCCAAUCGGGUAACCCAAAUUCAAGACCUCACUUACAUUGAAGAUUGGAGAUAUGUCCCUUCUAAUGAGAAUCCUGCUGACCUCAUCUCCAGAGGACUCGAUCCUGAUAAACUUCAUCAUUGCAAACUGUGGUUUAAAGGACCAUCAUUUUUGCGUAGCAGUGAAUACCCAAAUAGAGACAUCUUAACCAGAGUUAUUACAGAUGACUUUUCUAAAGAGUUUAAACCAUCUAGUGACUCUAAUUGCUUUAUAAGUGAUAACAAUAAUUUUCUUCAUAAUGUUCUAAAAAUUAGUAAUAGUUAUAGUAAACUUAUUCGUAUUGUGAGUUAUGUUCAUAGGUUCAUCAAAAAUUGUAGAAGGAAAAAUGACAGAUCAAGAGGUUAUUUAUCCCCUGAUGAGCUCAGACAAGCCGAGUUUUCAUUGGUAAGUUUAGCUCAACAAAGUGAGUUUGCCAAAGAGAUGAAGGAUUUAAGAUUUGCAGGUGAAGUCUCAAGGCAAAGUCAGGUAAAAAAUUUACGUCCCUUUAUUGAUAAAGCAGGUAUUUUAAGAGUUGGUGGACGAUUGUCCAACAGUAAUUUGAGUUUUGAUAAAAAGUUUCCGAUAUUGUUACCAGGUAAUCAUCGGUUAACGAGAUUAAUAAUUACUAGUUAUCACAUUAAACAUUUGCAUAUAGGACCACAAACAUUAUUGUUUACUAUAAGGCAAAGAUUUUGGCCGAUUAAUGGCAGAGCAGAGUGUAGAAAGAUAGUCCACGAAUGUGUAACUUGUUUUAAAGCUAAACCAGUAACGUGUGACCUACCUAAAGAGCGUGUGAGUCAAAAUUUUCCAUUUGUGAUUUCAGGAGUUGACUUUUGUGGGCCAUUCACAAUUAAAUAUAAACACCAGCGUAAAGGCACAUAUCAAAAAAUUUAUGUGGCGAUAUUUGUGUAUUUCGUCACAAAAGCUGUGCAUUUGGAGCCUGUAACAGAGUUAAGUUCUCAAGCAUUUAUAGCUACCCUUAAAAGGUUUUUUUCGCGUAGAGGGAAAUGCAGUAUUUUAUACUCGGAUAACGGGACAAACUUUAAAGGGAGUAAUACUGAGUUACAACGAUUGUUUAAAAUGGUCAACAAUCCUGAUGAGAGUUUAAGCGGUUACAUGAGUAAUGAAAAUGGAAAUAGGAAAUUUUUGCCUCCUAGAGCCCCUAACUUUGGAGGACUUUGGGAAGCUGGGGUGAGAUCCUUCAAGUUUCAUCUGAAAAGAGUAGUGGGUGGUCAGAAAUUAACUUAUGAGAGCUUUUUAACAAUAAUUAAUCAAAUUGAAUCUAUUUUGAAUUCUCGACCACUUACUCCUUUAUCUUCGGAUGUCGAUGAUUUGAGCGCUCUCACACCAGGCCAUUUCCUGAUCGGAAGACCGUUUACAGCAAUUGUAGAGCCAAAUUUGAUAAAUAAAUUAGAAAAUAGACUGGGUUUAUGGCAAAAAACCACAAAGUUUGUGCAACUAAUAUGGAAAAAAUGGCAUAAUGACUAUCUUACAACCUUGCAUCAAAGAUCAAAAUGGUACUUUGAUAAACAAAAUUUAAAGGUAGGAGACAUGGUUGUAAUAAAAGAAGAUAACAUGGCUGUGUGCAAUUGGAUAAUAGGUAGAACUGUGGCGGUCUUUCCGGGAAAGGAUGGCAAGAUUCGUGUUUCUAAUAUUAAAACAAAUAAAGGAGUUUUCAAACGUCCAAUUUCCAAACUUUGUAUAUUGCCUAUUGAAUCUUAA